This is a messenger RNA of Salvelinus fontinalis (brook trout), 14353 nucleotides long. RefSeq lists its product as uncharacterized. Bases 884 to 13228 code for a protein of 4114 amino acids. The transcript is spliced from 6 exons. The record is from RefSeq and is a predicted model, not a curated record. Lineage: Eukaryota; Metazoa; Chordata; Actinopteri; Salmoniformes; Salmonidae.
UCGUGGGAGGCAACCUCCGCUCGCUGGGGCUCGAGCAGGAAGGAUGCGCUGCCGGCUUUAGCAGAGACAAGAAAAGUGUCGUUUGCAGUUCUGACGGAAGAUAAAUGACAGCUCAUAUUGCAGCCUGGACAUCUUACAUUUGGAAUUCGUAGGAAGGUGUGGACAGCAGCCAGCCAGCGUGGAGCAGGGCCAGAGAGAAGACAACCAGUGCUACCUAAGACAGAUAGUCCCAGCUGAUCUGUCCCGUCAGAGACCACGAGAACAUCACACAGCAGUGGAGCCUAACAAGAGCCACGCGAUGAGUAUAGGAUGAGAAGAGGGAACGAGAGGGAGAGAGUGGAACGGACCAGGGAAGAGAGACUUACACACCACACGCAUUGGAACUUGGAGGAGUUGGUGUGCAGCUCGCAAGAAGGCAGUCUGUGUGGACGGGCCCGGGGGCUGCACUGCUCCAGUGCUCUCUCUGUCUCUAACGUGUGCUGAGUGCUGCUCCACUCCGCUGUGUGCUCCACUCCGCUGUGUGCUCCACUCCGCUGUGUGCUCCACUACGCUCUGCGCUGCCGCCUGCGUGACUGUGUCUGCCUGCGCUCCGCUGAGGAAGACAGAGAAAAAGAAAGAGAGAAACUACUACUACUACAGAUAUGAGGCUUUCCCCAGCAUUGGCUGUACUGUCCUGCUCCUGAGGAGUCCCAGACGGUAAACUGCCAGAUCAGUGGUCCACGAUGAGAGCGGAGAGAUAAUCGUGCAGAGAGCCGCCCUCCCAUCUCUGUCGUUUGUGCCACUGGAAGCAGCAUAUUGUUCCAGACUCCCAGACUCAUCAUGCUCCUGCUUCCCAGAUAAAGCCUCUGAGGACCAGGCCUGUACAGCACCUCUUGUCUGCACCAUGGCAGGAGAGACUCAGCGCACGUAUGCUGUCAAAAAGCUGGAUGCUGAGUCCAAACUGAAGGAUGAAGGCACUGCACUGGAGCAGUACGGCAGCAGUGAGAAAGCCACAAAAGAGUCUUCAGAGCACUUCUCAGGUGUGGGCGUAGAGGCCCGGACAAUCCGCAGAGGAGCCAAGUUUGUAGACAAGGACAGGGACUAUACUCAGCAGCGCGAGGCUGUGAUCCGACCUCAGCAGGCGGGAAAAAUAGACUUCAAGUCACUACAGAACCGGCCUAAGUUCUCCAGCAACAGGACAUGGCCCAGUGGUAAAGGCAGCCCCCAGUCCCCCAGUGGGAAGUGCCGGAGCAGAGACAAGGGCAAGCGGUUGGGGAAGUCGGAGCGCGGUAACCCACAGCAGCUGUACAGACUCAGCAUCACCAAUCCACGUUCCAACCCUACUAUCGGCAUUGCCUACCCACAGCAGAAGGUCUCGCCACCCAAAAAGAUGGAGGCCAGCCGAAGCCAAGUUACGGGCAGCUACAGGUUCCACGUGCCCAGUAUACCAGAGCGAGAGGCCGAGCUGCAGCAGGAGGAACUCACCUACAGUCGCUGCUUCCAGGAGACCUCUUCCAACCUCACCUCCCCAAGCUAUACCUCACAGCUACUGGGAACCACAGGUGGGACAUCCACCCACCAACUUCCACCCCAGCAGCAGCAACCAGGCCCAAUUGAGAACAAUAAUAACUCACAGCCAAGCAGCCAGCUGCUCUUCCCAGACUUUCAGUUGAGUGGCUCCAAUGACUGGCAGUCUCCAGAGAGGACUUUUAACGGUGCUAACUAUGGCAUUUCCUCACAAAAAUCCACUGUUCUCAAGGAGGCAAACAAGGCGAAUGGUAGCUCUGUGUCUUUUCUGUUUCAGUAUGGAUACAAGUUGUCAGAGGACUCAAACCCAGACCCUUUUGCCUUUGAUCAGAACCCCCAAUCCCAGGAAUAUAUAGACUCCUCCUCUUUGGCUUCUUCCCAGGUGACUCAUAACUCUUUUUCCUUUCAGCCAUCUGGGGAGGGAAAGGAGGGGGUUCAGAAUAACACUCAAUUCAAUAGUGACCAGCCAGAGGACAGAUCUUCCUACCCCCAUCCUCCACAGCUACCGCAGUACCUGCAAGCUCGACAAGGGGCGGCAUCCUCUAUGGACUGCCCCAGGGGCCUGAGUGAGGACUCGGCUAGUAGUGAGAGCUCUGGCUUCAGCUCCCAGCAGUCGGAGAAGGGUAAGAGUGCCCUGCCAGAGAGCAUGGACACAUUCGGCCAUAGGGAUGCUGCCCUCACUUCAGGGAGCAAGAGGAGCUGCCCCUCCAAAGACGUUGCUGCUGACAGCCAGAGAACACUUAUUAAAGGCAGUUUACACCAUGGCAAAAAUAUUGCACAAGGUACAAGCUCCCAAAUGCACUUUCCAAACAAAGCCUACAACAACAGCCCUCCACUCAAUAGUAUCCACAUGGGUUCAAUGCCUUUUGACAAAAUAAUCAACACCAAGGCCCAUAAUAGCUUACCACACUCAUGGGAGGGACUGAAUAAGAACUUUUCACCAGCUGACCAAAACACUAUGCCUUAUCCUAAUAUGAAUGAUAAGUUUCAGUUUCAGAACCAGCCAGAUCAAAGGCCAAACACAUCCAAAAGCGGUAGGAUGCCAUGGCAGCAGAUAGGCCUCACAUCUGCCAUGCCAAACCAAAACAGGAUUGAGUUGUCUAGGCAACUAAGCAACCAAAAGCUCACUUAUUUGGUAGCACCCUCUGACUGGCAGGAUGACACUAAAUCACAUAAGAAUGGUUCACAGAAAAGCCCCAGCUCUUUCCAAAACAAUAGACAUAGUAAAGGAUUCUCAAACCCAAGGCAAGAGAGUGUCAAACAUGGCUGCAGUACAAUACCAAAUUUUAAAGUUGAGACAAGUCACGCAACGGUCUGUGAGUCCAAGAAUAAGCCCAUAUAUUUUGGAAUGAAUCAAUCAGUAGCUGGGGCAUCAUCAAGAACACAUGGAUAUCCACCAUUACAGGUCCCACCAAUGGGGCUUAUAAUGGUGUCACCAUAUGAAUCUCCCUCGCCCUCCCCAGUCCAUAACCCAGCCUCUAGCAGCACAUGUUCUUCACUCUCCCCAGCCUCAACGAGCCCUGUCAACCUCUCUGAGGGCAGCCAGAUAUCAAAGACUGGGCAUCCCCCUCCAUUCUAUCCCCAGCACCAAGUGAAGGCACAAGGACCUACAGAUAACCUCAGCACUAACUCUCAUCAUUUCCACUCAGACACCUCCCGUAACCUGCCUUACACCCCAGAGAGGGCAAAAGAUGACAUGAUGAGCUACCUGCACGACAACGGACAUCCAAAGCCUAGUAUGGAUGGCAACAAGGGCUAUAUGGAGGGCUUUGGGUUGGAGCAUCACCCACCUCCACCACCAUACUCUGCACAUCAACUGUUAGCUACGUCUUUAGCCACGGCAAACCUUGACCAACUGGACGUGCUUCUCACGUGCAAGCAGUGUGAUCAGAACUUUACUAACCUGGCCGCAUUCCUUGGCCAUAAGCAAUACUGUGGACAGCAUGCAUUUGCUCAAAAGGUGGAUGACACCAGAAGAACACCAGGAAGUUCAACACAGUUUCACAAUGACAUGAUAAAAGCUUCAUCCUCUGGGAUCAGUUUAUGUCAAGGUGUCUCCAUGGCAAGGUGUCCAUCUGACCUUCACCUGUCUCUGCUGGGGCUCAAUAAGAACGGAGAACUCAUGUCUGACAGCGAAAUUAAAGGGGAUUCUAAGGACGACCCCAUGAAACUCAACCUGUUCUCUGGGGUAGGUAACCUUCCUGUCUCACUUCCUGACUUGGAGAUAGAGGAUGCAAAGUUAGAUAGCCUAAUCACUGAGGCUCUAAAUGGACUGGGGUAUCAGUCAGACAAUGCAGAGAUUGACAGCAGCUUCAUUGAUGCAUUUGCAGAUGAUGACCUAAGCACUGUCAAAGUAUCGUCGAACAGGCAUACUCUAAAAACCAAAGACUCAAUGGUCUUUGAGAGCAAAAGCAAACAAUCUACUGAAGAUGACAGGUCUCUGACACAAGAAAAAUAUAUUUAUGACUCAGACAUUGAGAGCUUUGAGACAGACAGCAAGCACACAGAAAGCAAACUUGAGAAGACUUCUCUGAAUUUUGAGCAGGAAGAGAAAAUUAACAUAAAAAAAGAAGUGUCUCAUAAAAAUUCAAGGAUCACCUCAGGGGAGAAACCGAGGGAGCAAGAAAAUAAAGUGAAAGAUAUAAGAAAACACUCCAAAAGUGAAGAGGAAAACAAUAACACUCCAAGGUUCCUCUUAUCCAGCAAAUUUUCAGAACGUUGUGGAGUUCGAAAUCUCCAGAAUAGCUCUUUGUUGAGUGGCUCAACCUCUUCCCAAGUCUCCUCUGCAAACAGGAGUUCCCCAACCCCAAGGAUUGCAGCAAGGGAGAGUAAAAGGAAAAGGACCGGUGCCGGUACCUGGAGCAAAGAACUCAUCCACAAAAUAGUUCAACAGAAAAACAAGUUAAACAAGCUCCAUGUAAAAGGCACCAAAAACCUCCAGUUCUCGCUGGUGAUGGAGAGACUUACGCCCACGGUGCCAAACCCAAUGUUUGGGGAGUAUGACUAUGUCUCAGACUCAGAUGACGAGUGUGAGCCUGUGAAGAUAGCAAGCAAAGGUCGCCUGAGCCAAAGUGGCCGCUGCAAGUACACCUACACAAAGGAGUGCAAAUGGCGGGCUAGGAGCGACAGGGACAGUGCAGCAUGGAGGCACGAGUCAAAAGAAUGCUUUCAAGUGAAGAAAACUGAAGAAGUCUCCCUAUCUCCAGAGAAACCUGGCUCUAACCAGAGACUUGGGAGGAGAGGCAGCAGGUCAUCCACAAGCAGUGAAGUCAGCACGUCUGUGAGUUUCUCCAGCGAUAGCAUCAAUAGCCCCAAAAGCACUGACCACACAGACUCAGACUGGGAGAAAAGAGUGGAGAUCAGGAGGAAAGACUCUUCCGAGCAGAGAACCUAUGAGCGAUCUCCACAAAAGAUAUGCAAAGAGACUAGCACACAACUAGCACUGACAUUCACCAAAUCUACUCAGAGGUAUAGCGCUGAUAAAACCCUCCACUCUACUAACAAAGACAAUUCAGUGGCCUCAAGGAUCACUAACUCACAUACUGAAGAUGUUGAUCCAAUAUCAGCACUACCAAAGGUGAGGAGUGCAGUCAAAACCCUUGAGAAAUGCAGAAACACAGAUGUGCCCUCAAGGGAGAAAGAUGAUUCAUUUAAUAGAGAAACUCACACAAUAGCAAGUUCUGACAAAAACACACCACUAAGGACAGCCAACAAGACCUCCAAAGGGGAAUCAAAAUAUUUUCAAUCUACUAGUUCGGAUCUCAAAUCACACCAGCUUCAAUCAUCACAUCCUGCCACAAACAACAAGGAAGGACAUUCUUAUAAUACAUUCAGAAAGAAUGAAACAACCUCAAACGAAAAAUCAGUAGACAAAAGAAUAGAAGAGCAAUCUACACAGCCACAUUCAAAGAUAUCAGACAUUUCUACAUUUGAUGAACACAAUGAGAGUGUCCAUUUCAUUAAAAACCCAUUGACUUUCAACAAUGAGGUAGUCCCCAAGUCCACACCUCUUUUCAGUGCACUGAAAGUGUGCCUGUCUCCAACUGAAUUUCACGAGCCUCUGACGCAGAAAGAGACAUCACAUCUCAUCCCAUACCCCCUAGAGCAAGACCAGAGUCUUAUGAAGUCUCCACUCUCAUUUGACACAUCGUCAAUGUUCGGGGACCUCUCAGAGGCAGGAUAUGACAAUGGCCUCUACACUGACGUUCCAUUACACAAAGAAGGUUUCAACUCCUUAGAUACCACCAAUGACAAAAAGGAAGUGUUUAGCUCAUCAUCCUUACUUUCUCCUUUCUUGGAACAGAGGGACUGGGGCCUAAUGGUUGAUUUCACCAUGUUACCAGAUGAGAUAUCCCAAUACAAAGACAAUUCUGAUAAAUCAAAUGAAAAGAAAUCAGAUUAUAAUCAUGUUCCUUUGUCUCUGCCAGACAAAAUAAUGGACUACAGGGCGAAUCUCAACAGUUAUGUGUCAGAAGAUGAUCUAGAGAUAAAGAGGAUUGUGACAGAGUUGGAAAAUCAGCUCCAGACAGCCAAGCUGAGUAGUCCGCCACUGCUUACUGAGUCUCCAAAGCAGCUGAAGAUGAGAAAAUUCUGCCCUCUGCGACUGAACCACAAAUCUGAGAAUGAAGACACUGGUCUGGAUAUGGGCUGCCCUGUGCAAAGCAUGUCAAGUAUGCCAUCUGACCCACAUUCAGAGGUCUUUGCUGAGCCUGGUCUACCAUGGUCCAGUCCAUUUGAGUUUGAGUUGAUGGAGGGUCAUCAUACUCCAACCCAUGCUGUACCCAGUAUCCUUGAACAGUUUAGAGAGAUGGAUGACUGUGAACACAGUAUGAUAACCACAACCUCAAAUGCAGAGAAAGAGCAACUGCAACAGGACGACCACAAAGAUGAAGGCAUGGGUGUUGACAAGAGAACUGCCAUAGAGAAAUCUGAAGAGAUUUUAGAGAGUAAGACCUAUGCAGAAAACCUGACAAAAAGCCUGGAGGUGAUAUCAGAUUCCAUUUUCAAAAACGAUCCCAUCACACCUGAAGUGGAGGAGCCAAAGCUCACCUCACCUAAGAGCCCAGAACACUUACUCAAUGAAAGUGAAGCUCCAUCUGUUGAUGCUGCUGAGAGUAGAGAUCAUAAUGAAAAGGUUAUUCCUGAUGAGGCGAACGUUGAAUCCACACACUUCGAAUUACAGCCUCCUCUCUCUGAAAACACAGAGCUCCCAUCUGCUGUAAAAGAGAUUGUUUCUCUGCAGCCAAGUGAGUCUAUACCUUACAAUGACAGUGGGUCAGAAUUAAAAGACAUGCCAAUCAGGAACAAAGUCACUGAAGACAGUUGUGUUAUAGAAACUGAUUACUGCUCAAACACUGAAAUGGAUAAUCCAUCAAUAACUAAGAAGACCUGUGAGAACCAGAAGCUAGAGGACUGUGGGGAUGAAAUCAUUGACGCCAAAAGGGCCCUCCUUGAGCAUACAGAGCUUCCACAUACUACCAUUGAUGAGCAUCGAGAGCGUCCACAUACUACCAUUGAUGAGCCUCCAGAGCUUCCACAUACUACCAUUGAUGAGCAUAAAGAGAUUCUAGAUGCUCCCAUUGAUGAGCAUAGAGGGCUUGUGGAUACUUCCAUUGAUGAGCAUAUAGAGCUUCUAGAUACUUCCACUAAUGAGCAUAGAGGGCUUCUAUAUACAUCCAUUGAUGAGCAUACAGAGCUUCUAGACAAUACCAUUGAUGAGCAUCAGGAUCCAAAAGAGCUAGUGGAGGACAUCACUUGUAAUACUAAGUAUGUGAGCCAGCCCUCCAACGGUUCCAACAUAGCAGAGCAGGAAAUGGAUGAUAACUUGGAUAAUAUGCUUGAAGAGGUAGAAAAUGCAUCUGAGGAACAAUCCAUAGAUGUCCAAAGUCACUCUGAUAGUGUAUGUCUUUUGCCAUCUGCAAAUGAACAGACGGAGGACAAUACAGCAUGUGUAACAGAGGAAGACAACAUUGAAUCUGACAGUACAAUACAGGAUGAGGUGAUAAGCUGUACAGUUUAUUUGAGGUGUAGCACCCCUGAGAAUGGCAUUGCCAAUCAAUCAACCCAUGUCUUCUUGGAGACUGUCACAGAUAAGCCUUGCAGUUCACUGUUGACGGAAACCAAUACAGAUCAUGGUAACCACGGAUCAACCUUUUCCAACAUUGAGUCAGAUGAUGAAAGCACCAUGUUGGUCAUUGCUGAGCAUGACAGUGACCUUGACAGUGAUGCACACAUGGAACAUACACUUGAGGAAAAAGCAGAAACAGAAAAGGAACCUGAAUGUGAGGCCAACCACAGACAAAUAGAAGAGAUUCCAGAUGUUGAAGACAUUCAGGAACAAGUUCCUUUACAUCUCAUGGCAUUUUCCCUGCACUCACCAUGCAAAGAGGAUUUGCAGAUGGACGAAAGGCUGGAUAAUAUUCCAGAUGAUGCUCCUCCAUCCAGUCCUGUUCUACCAGCUUCUCCACACACACCUGUGGUGAACCAUGACACACAAGAACAAGAACAAUCACAGCCAAUCACAUGCAAUAAUAUGGAUACUAUCCCAGCCUCAAUCCAUGACACACAAUCUCUUAAGAAGGAAAACUGUGAUGACCUAAAUGCCGAAGAAGCACUGCAUAUUGAUAACCCAUUGACCAUAAUAUCUGAGAUGGAGUACUCUUUAGUAAGUCCUCCUCAACUGUACUUGCGAAUCACAGAGGAUAAAAUCUCUAGCAAUGACGCCUGCAUUCCCUCUCCCCUACCCUUGACCAUUACAACAGAGCCAUCUGAAGCAAUGGAGGCCCUUAUGAAGAGAGUCUCCGUAUCACUGUAUGAUUUCAAACUAAGCCCACUGAACUACAAUUACAUUCCAGAUGAGCCUCCACAACUGAGUCAGUUUGAUUACACUCCUAUCUCCCCAGCCAACGUGGAUGAGGAUGAGCCAGCCAUCAAGCAGAGGCCCAAGGAUGACUGUGAACCUUGUGAUCUAAGUGAUGAUACAGCAUUGAUGUCAGACAAAACAAUGUGUGACAUUGAUCUAAGCGAUGACACGGCAUUGACGUCAGACAAACGAAUGUGUGACAUAUACACAGAGUCAACUAUGAGUCCACACCAUACAGCCAAGCUAAGUCCACCAGAUGAAUCUUUGAACAAGAGCAGCAUCCAAAAUGACAUAACAUUUCCAUUAAUUUUAUUGGUUCUCCCUUCUCAGAGCACUGCUCAGUCCAUUGGCGAUAUAAAGGAGGAUUUGGACAUUUGCCCGGUUCCCCUUCAAACUAUUGACUGUUUGGACUUACAUGUUGACUUGCUAAAGAGAGUGGAUCGAGAGGUGCUGCCAGAAGUCCUAGAUGUCAAAGAGGUCCAUAGUGAGCAGAACACCUGUCCUUUGAUAAAGGAGAUCUCAGAUGAUCAGCUCACUCCCAAACCACUGAUCAUCUGUGAGAAUGAGCCAACCCCAUUACCAUCAGACCAAACAGAAUCUCUAACAGUGGAGGAAGGUCAGUGCUCAGCAACCCACAAGCAAGAGGAAGAAACCACACAGAAAAAGACAAAUCUGUGUGAGAUAUGCGCCAUGUUUUUCCGGACGGUGCCAGGAUUAAAGAGACACAAGGCUAUGAAACAUUUGAUCAGGACUGAAAGCAGCCCAUAUUUGGAAAAUGCAAAUCAUCAAGGGAGUCUACACAGUUACCAAACAUCCCAGUCUAUAGAAACAGGAAAUAAAGAUGAUCUAGAGCUCCUGGUUCCACAGACCUGUUUGCAAACAGAAAGCAAUGAGGUUUCUGAGAAUCACUGUCCCGAGACAAGUAACAGCUCCUUCAUAACCAAACAAGGAGAAACAGAUGUAAUCCUGGAGGACAACACGGGUGAAACAAAUAUGGCAAUGGCAGUUGAUGACAAAGUUCAGCAAAUGCCUCCUCAGUUGACAAAAGCCAAGAAAAGCUACAAACCACAGAAGAACAAAAACAAUGAGGUGAACGAGAAAACAGACAUAGUACAGGCAAUUACUCCUGAAUUCCAAACCCAGCUAAAGCAAGAAUACUGCAAGUCACCUGAGAAACAAGACAUAAUCAAUUCUAGUGUUAAACACAAAGUUACAGAGCAACAGGAAGUCCCAUUUGCUGUAACAAGUAACAGUGGCAUUGAACAGAUACCCAUGUCUCCAAUAAAGGUUACAAAUCUGCUCACCCAAGAUAUGGACUUGAUUCAAAGCAACACUAAUACAGAAGAGGGGAAAGGCACAAAUUUGUCAGAGAUCGUCAAUGGCCUAGCAGAAGUUAGUAUGGAUGUUGGAAGCGAUUAUGGAGUAUCUGUAAGUGAGGAUAUUAGUAGGGAGUAUGAUACAUCUAGAGAGAAUUUGUAUGACACAAAAGAGGCAUGUGAGCAACAGACUUCAGACCAGAGUCUUUCCACAGAGAUACUGGGAGAGGUUGCAGUAAAGAUUGAAUGUGAGAAAAACAGUGGCCCAACAGAUGAGGUGGAGAAUCUCACCUGUUUUAAAUCUCCUGCAAGCCCUCCUGGACUAAUCCCUAAUUUGAAUGCUUUCCUUGAUGAUGAAAGCACAUUCUCACAGUUAUUUCCCUCUAGAAAUGUGGAGCUGAAAAGGAAAAAGUGUGCAAAGGUUUAUGGCAAGAAGAACAAGAAGCAGAAACUAUCACCCGAUUCAUCAUUAGUUCAAGACCAUCCUGACCUGUAUCUGGAAAAGAAAGAUGACUAUAGAGAAAAUCAGUUGGACCGAACGUUUGUCAACAAUCAAAAUGAACCUUGUAAAUAUGAAACGAUAUCCAUUGAUGAUGCUAUCAUGUUGAACAUGUGUCAUAAUAGGACUUUAAAGUGUGAUUCCAAGAAAGUAUGUAACAUGAAACCAGACACAACAGAUCACAAAGACAUUCAUGAGAAUACUGUGAAGCCUGCCAGUGACUUCCUAUGCCCACCUGAGAGCACUAUCGACAAAGCAUCAUUGGCAUGGAGUGCCUCCAACGACCUUGUUACAGAUGCUGUGAUCUCCUCUGACCCAACAUCCUGUAAAGCAGAAGUACCAACCCCACAACGUCCUCUUCCUAUCAUAGCCUCUUCUGCACCUUAUCCCGAAGAGCCAUGUGCUACAGAAAACGUGUCUUCUUUCCACAGCAUUGACAUCCCAAACCUCAAUACCACAUUCCAGCUACCCGAAAUUCAAUUAUUUGACUCCAACAAGGACAUCCCAUUAGCUGGGCCCAUUGGCACUGAUGAUGCACAGACGAGAGACACUGUAAAGCCCAAGAAGCUCACAGAGCGCAGAGGAAGAAAACGACAAGAGGGCGGCUUAAAGAUCAAGGAAAAACAUUACAAGUGCAAGGUGUGCUUCACCUGGUUCCUAACCCUGGGGGAGCUCAACUUCCACAAGCUAUCCCACAACCCCUCUCCACCUCCCACCUGCUACAUGUGCGUCCAGCGCAAGUUCAGCUCCCGGGAGCAGCUGAGGGACCACCUGAGGGAGAAACACGCCAAGAACAAGGCCGGCUUCUGGACCUGUGGUAUGUGCCUGAAGGAGAUAUCGGACGUGUGGAUGUACAAUGAGCACUUACGGGAACAUGCCACGCAGUUUGCCCGCAAGGGCCAGUCACACAGUGCUAUCCUGGGGAGUCUGCCGGGCUCUGGCAUGCAGGAGUCAGCCGUGAAGAACUUCAUCACUUCCAUCAUGCAACGCCGCCCUAGCAAGGCCAGCAGAGAGUCCAAUAAGGUCUCCAACAAGGAGAAACCAGCCACAGUAGAAACCACUGGGCAGGAGGUGAAAACUACAGAGGUAGCUCAGCCCAAAGUUGGCAAGCCUAAAGGGAACAUUGAAAAAGUGGGGAAAUCUAGCAUGCUGAUGCCAGUUGAGGUUCUGCACAAAACAGAGAUGGCGCCAAAGAAUGUGGAGAUGCACCCCAACUGUAAAGACCCCUCGAGAGACUGCCACCACUGUGGCAAGCAGUUCCCCAAACCCUUCAAGCUUCAGAGACAUCUGGUUGUGCACAACUUAAAUAAAAUGUUCCUGUGCCACAAAUGCCCAGUGACCUACCAAGAGCCACAGGAACUAAAAGAACAUCUGAAAAGUGAGCAUGAAGAGAUGGAUGAGCUUGACUCAAAGCAUACAACCCUCUACACCUGUGAGCUGUGUGCAGAUGUCAUGCAUGUGAUCAAGAAAUCUUUCAUCUGCAGCACCUGCAACUACACCUUCUCUAAGAAAGAGCAGUUUGACCGACACAUGGAAAAGCACUUGUCAGGAGGGAAUAAGAUCUUCAAGUUCAGAGGAGUUCUCAGACCUAUCAAAACAUCUGCCUCCAAAGAGAACGAUGAAUGUGAAUUGCCAGCAAGCAAAAAGAGAAAGAUUCUCACUGACAGUCUACAAGAGAACAGCUCUGACAGUGGCAUCGCCAGCAUAGCCUCACUGCACUUAAAUCGGAGUGCUGAGAUGCCAGUUCUGAAACCCUCUGUACACACAACAGAGGGCUCUACACAGACCAGUGCAGGUGAAUAUCACAAUGAAAAUGAUGCCAGUGUGAAGACUGAGGAAAUGGCUGAGGACUACUCUGACAUGCUGGUAGAGCUGGAGCAUUGUACGUUUCACCUGGGCUCUGAAGGUCUCUCCACUGCUACACCCAAAACAGAGGACAUUGUUCCCAGUCCUUCGUCAAAGCUGCCUGUUAGAGACAUUGGUGAGGCAGAUGGCAAAUCAUUCACAGAUCCAUGUGAUGUGAAGGAAGAGGACAAUCCACUUGAGAGCAUUACACCUGAAGGGAAGAGGGAGUGUUUCGCAGAUGAUAAACAGAGCACUCCGGAGAGCAGCACACAGACUAGCACUGCAGAAGCUGAAGGGAAAAAGAUACAGAGGAGAGAUGCCUCAGCAUCGGAUGAGGAGCUGUAUGUUAGCUCAAAGACACCCUAUUCACAUGACCUCCACCAUCCUCCUACAAAGCAUAAGGCAUCUACCAUUGUGAUGUACCAACUGAGGGAGGAUGAGCAAGGGCAACAGUCAACCAGCACUCACAGCCAUGACAACAAGCAAAAGGACAAAGCCUCCACACCCAAGCCCAGUGAAAGCGUUAAUAAACACAGCUCCAACAACAGCCCCAGGGCCAUGGAGUCAACACCAGUCCACCACACCAAGCUCACUUUCCAGUGCUUGGCCUCCAGCGAGGACAAAGACUCUGUGAGAAAAGAACAGAAGAAGAGAAAGGAGAUGAGGUCACCUCACAGUUUACAGAGGGUCUCCUCUCCUGCCACACGGGAGAACCUAGGUGUCAACGUCAAGGCCAGAAAUAAGUUCCGACCUAGCAAGUGCGAGAGUCCGGCGGUUCACAGGAAAUCAGACGGCCCCAGCGACUACCCGGUGCUCUCUUCCGUUAGAGAUGAUGUGGUCAGCAACAAAAUAGUCUCUAAGCACAAAACAUCAGGGAGUUUAGGCCUUCAACCAAAGAGAAGCUUCCUCGAUAACUGCACGACAAAGAAAGCAGAGAUCGUGCAUCAUCUUAAUGGGGACUACAAACCCAAAAAGGGGACUCUUGGACGGGCUCUUCAUUCCCCAGUUUCUAAAGUGUCAGCGCCUCCUAUGAACAAUUCCUUGAAUAAGUCUAGGCCAAGGACAGGGGUGAGGUCCAUGGAGAGCCACUCCUAUAGGACAGCAGAGUCUCAGAACAACCUUCUGAGCCAGCUGUUUGGCCAAAAGCUCACCAGCUUUAAGAUUCCUUUGAGGAAGGACACUUCAGAACCAAUAAACUGAGUGGGGGGGGGGUGUAGGGAAAAAAACUAAAAGACUGAAAAGACAUUUCAUGACCAUGAAUGAGAUUGCAUGGAUCUCUGUGAAAUGUUUGUCUAAAUACUUAUGUUGUCACUUUAUGUCUUCUUCUCUUGUAAAUGUGUUGUUAUAACACAAAUGUGAGGACUAAUGGCAGAGAUGAUUUUAUGAAUCUAGAAUGAAAAUGCUAGUAGGGUAAAUCAUUGACUAAUCCCUGCUAUUCUUAUGUUGAACAUUAUCUUUUUCAGAGAUUAUAUUUCAUUAGAAAAAUGAAAGAAAAAAAUUAUACUUGAAAAUAAAACCUUACUUUUAAUAAUAUUUCAAAAAUAAUGCAUGAAAGUUUCACAAUCACAAAGUGUUCAUGGAGGAUAUUGUUUUUUUUUAUGCAACAGGACCAAAUUUCAUCCCAACUGAUUUAAACUAUGUCAGUGCACCUUUUGUGUAUGCUUCUCAAAAAAUUACUCCUUUUGUAUUAUUUUUACCUUACUGUCCUGCAUUGACAUUCAUUGUAUUAGCCUUUGUAUAAAUAUUAACUGGUGCUAUGUUAUUUGUUAUUGUAAUGUGAACGCCAAUGUCCUCUAUCUGAAGGGAACAUGAUAUCUGUAGCCAACUGUUUGUGCUGAUUCUCUGUAGUUUCUUUUAAAAGAAUGGUAAAACGACUGUGUAAAACCUCCUCCAACAAAGUAUUCAUCUGUAGGUCUUUAGGAAAGGAAAUUAGGAAAGCUUCCAUCUGUACGAACUCAGGUGCAUCCAAGGACUAUUCACAGUCCUGAGACCUGUUUUAGGAGCUCCUCCCAUGCACUGAUACUACCACACACAAAACACACACUCAGUCCUCCGUGUCUGUCCUCCAACUGUUUAAUUAAGAAUAUUAUUUACUAGCACAAAAAAGGUGCUUUAUCUUGUUUAUAUGUAUCUUAUAUAGUAUGUUGUUGUAGGUAGAUGAUUUUCUGGUGCAAUGCUCAAUGUUAAAGUUUUAUUUUAAUAAUGUGCAACAGAAUCAAAGUGGGAGAGAAAGAGAGAAAAGAAAUGGAAAUACAAUGCCUCUUGUAUUGUAAAGUGGUUCACUUAGUGCCUCUUUUAAAGUGGUUAUUAAAAAUCUGCAUUGGU